AUGGGAUUAUCUGUGAGACGCAGGAAUUACUAUAUGGAUUUUUCUGGCAAGACGAUUAGGGUAAGAAGGCAAGAACCGGUUCUUGUCCGUCCAGCUGGAGAGACGUUCAAUGGGUUGUUCUUGUUGUCCAAUCUUGACCAGACAUUUCCUCGCCCUAUUGAGGUUCUGCUUGCCUUCAAAACAUCAAAAGAAAAUGCCCCUCAAAUACUUAAAGACUCCUUGGCUAAAGUCUUGGUCGAGUUUUAUCCAAUUGCUGGUUGCCUUGCAAGAGGAUGGGAUGACAAAAUUUUGGUUCGAUGCACAGGAGAAGGAGUGCCAUUCGUUGAAGCAGUUUCAGAUAACCAACUUGAUGAUGUCGGCGACAUUACCAUUCUUGUGGAAGAAAAGCUAAGAAACUUUGUUUGCUGCAUGCAGGAUGGUGUGGAAGAUAACAUCUUGGAUGUGCCUUUGCUGCAAGUGCAGGAAAAGCUUAGCAAACAUGCUAUUAACCUUAUUCUAGAGAGAGUAGUAUAUGCGGUAACAACAUUUAAAUGUGGAGGAAUGAUUCUGGGAAUAACAGCGUCCCAUGUCAUUGCCGAUGGUAGAGCCUUCAUGAAUUUCAUGGUCAGCUGGGCUGAAGUUGCAAGAAGCAAUCCGAUAUCCCUCCUUCCCGUUCUAGAUCGAUCCUUAUUGUCUCCAAGACAACCUCCCAAAGUUUUCUUCCCUCACCAUGAAUACGAAACCAAACCAAGAAAAAAACAGUCUAGUCCACGGGAUCAAGAUCAAGAACCAUACAUGUACCGAUCCUUUUGCUUCACACCCGAAAAGCUUAAACAACUCAAGAAAAUGGCUACUGAUGACCAGUUCAGGGGACCAGCCACAAGCUUUGAAGUGAUAAUGGCAUUAGCAUGGAUUUUCCAGACUAAGGGGUAUAAAUUCAAACCAAAUGAAACUACAAAACUUUUGAUUGCAGUUGACGGAAGACCUAAAUUUGGUCCAUCUUUUCCAGAAGGCUUCUUUGGGAACGCCAUUGGUUGGGCAUGUGCUCAAUCCAAAGCAGGUGAGUUGCUGAAAAAACCAUUUCCAGCGGUAGUUAAGAUGGUGCAUGAUGCCCCGAAAGUGGUGACUGAAGCGCACAUAAGGUCAGCCAUAGAUCUGUAUGAAGUGAAAAGAGCUGAGCUUGAAUCAGAGAAUUCAUAUUGUGCCAGCAAAUGGAGUAAGCUGGCUUUCUAUGAUUCGAAUUUCGGCUGGGGACAUCCUUCGCAAGUUGCUCCAGCAUCACUUGGGAAUGAGUUUAUGGUGACCCUUGCUCAAGGAAAAGAUAGUCAAAAUAUCAUUUUGUCGUUAGGUCUGCCUCAAUCUGCCAUGGAGAUUUUCGAGGAGCUGAUGCUAAUGGAGCUCCAACGGAUCUAA
Messenger RNA from Dovyalis caffra, 1392 nucleotides. The record is from the annotation of a GenBank genome assembly. NCBI's taxonomy places the organism in Eukaryota, Viridiplantae, Streptophyta, Magnoliopsida, Malpighiales, Salicaceae.